Mesocestoides corti is the source of this 462-nucleotide messenger RNA. The record is from the annotation of a GenBank genome assembly. NCBI's taxonomy places the organism in Eukaryota, Metazoa, Platyhelminthes, Cestoda, Cyclophyllidea, Mesocestoididae.
AUGACAGUGAGACGGUUCGAGUUCUGUCUUGCCUUGCUGGAUUACCAGGAGACACUGCUGAACUUCCAGCAGUUGGUCUUCGAAAGUGUGGAGAACUCGAGCUUAAAGACACUCAGCACAAACAACUGCCGUCUAGUAGCCCUGACCCAGUGCGUUCAGGACUGCGCCGCCCUCUACGACCUUUCGCUCAAGGCCAUGAUUAGACUGCACACAAUGCUGUCGCCGGACAUGCUCACCAACCAUCGUGAGCGUUUCAACAAUCUCUACGUCGCUCUGGAGCGAUUCUUUGUUCGAGCCAACACAUUCCCAUUCAUUCGCGACCUCCUUAAGAUCCCACUGUUGCCCAAUCCAUGCUGUUGGUACCCAACAUCUGUAGUUUCUGCAACCAAACAGACCAGCGAUUUGAUUCACCUAAAGCAGCCUGUUCGCCAGGGGCAGGCGUACGGACUUGGGCACCUCUAG